AUGGCAAGCAAGACAUGCAACGUCGGCGUCGUGGGCUAUGGCAUGUCGGCCAAGGUCUUCCACAUCCCCUUCAUCACCACGACGCCGCAGCUCAGGCUGCACAGCAUCGUCCAGCGCGCGCCCAGGGACGGUAGCUCGGCGCCCCAGGACCACCCCGGCGUCAAGCACCACACGCGCGUCGAGGCCCUGCUCGCCGACGCCGACGUCGACGUCGUCGUCGUCACCACGCCGCCCAACAGCCACUUCGAGCUCACAAAGGCCGCCCUCGAGGCCGGCAAGCACGUCUUGACGGAGAAGCCCUUCGUGCCGACGGCUGCCGAGGCCGACGAGCUCAUCGCCGUCGCCCGCAAGCACAACCGCCUGCUGUGCGUCUACCAGAAUCGUCGCUGGGACUCGGACUUCCUGACCGUCAAGCACCUCGUCUCCCGCGAGACCCUAGGCCGCGUCGUCGAGUUCAACACCCACUUUGACCGCUACCGCGCCGCCGGCCCCUCCAACUGGAAGGCCGAGCUCGGCCUCGACUCCGGCGGAGGCGCCCUCUUCGACCUCGGCACCCACCUCGUCGACCAGGUUUACGCCCUCUUCGGCAUGCCCUCGGCCGUCCACGGUCGCCUCAUCUCGCAGCGAUCCGGCAAGGCCGACUUCUUCAACCCCGAUUGCGUCGCCGCCGAGCUGACCUACCCCGACGGCAUGCUCGCCAACGUCCGCAUCAGCGCCCUCAGCGCCGAGCUGGUCCAGCCGCGCUUCUGGAUCCGCGGAUCCCAGGGCAGCUUCCACAAGUCGGGUCUCGAUCCGCAGGAGGACCAGCUCAAGGCCGGCAAGGCGCCUACCGAUGCCGCCUUUGGUCGCGACGCCGCCACGAGCAUGCGACUCUUUCUCGCGAGCAAAGACGACAAGGUGACGGAGGAACAGGUGCCCCAGCUCGAGCCUGAGACCUAUCGAGCCUUUUACGCCGCCUUUGGAAAGGCCGUCGUGACGGGUGACGAGGAGCACGUGCCCGUCAAGGCCGCCGAGGCCCGCGAUGUGCUGCGUAUCCUCGAAGGCAUCGUCGAGAGCGCCAAGACGAACAAGGAUGUCCUCUUCGCCUAG
This is a messenger RNA of Drechmeria coniospora, 1089 nucleotides long. Its product is annotated as NAD-binding domain protein. The transcript is spliced from 2 exons. Lineage: Eukaryota; Fungi; Ascomycota; Sordariomycetes; Hypocreales; Ophiocordycipitaceae. Gene Ontology annotation, molecular function: nucleotide binding. Bases 1 to 1089 code for a protein of 362 amino acids. The record is from RefSeq and is a predicted model, not a curated record.